This is a messenger RNA of Mollisia scopiformis, 1489 nucleotides long. RefSeq names its product cellulase-domain-containing protein. The record is from RefSeq and is a predicted model, not a curated record. Gene Ontology annotation, biological process: glucan catabolic process. The transcript has 9 exons. Gene Ontology annotation, cellular component: extracellular region. Gene Ontology annotation, molecular function: hydrolase activity, hydrolyzing O-glycosyl compounds; cellulose binding. Bases 1 to 1374 code for a protein of 457 amino acids. Lineage: Eukaryota; Fungi; Ascomycota; Leotiomycetes; Helotiales; Mollisiaceae.
AUGUUUUUCAAAAGCAUUGGAGCAGCAACACUGCUUGCUGCUAAAGCAGCAGCCACUAUUUACUAUGCAGGUGUUGCCGAAAGUGGUGGAGAAUUCGGUGUCUAUAGCAGUACUGCAACUGUCGGCACUGGACUUCCAGGUCGUUUUGGAGUAGACUAUGAUUUCAUCAACGAAGCUGCUAUCGAUACUUACGUUGACCAGAACAAAGUCAAUCUCUUUCGGGUUGCAUUUUUGCUGGAGCGUAUGUGUCCUCUGGCAACUGGCCUUGGAUCCACCUUCAACGAGACAUACUAUCAAGAAUUCGCUGAUGCUGUGAAUUACAUCACUGUCACCAAAGGAGCUUAUUGCAUCUUGGAUCCUCACAAUUACAUGAGAUACAACAAUCCAAGCCAGCAGCCAACAACGGGUAGCAUUAUCGGCGAUACUACUGAUGCCAAAGCAGCCACGACGGCUCAAUUUGCCACCUUCUGGGCCACGCUCGCAGGACGAUUCAAGUCCAACGAGAAAGUUAUCUUUGGACUUAUGAACGAGCCUCACGACAUGGACACCAAUCUCAUCCUUACGAAUGACCAAGCGGCCAUCACCGCUAUCCGAGGCGUUGGGGCAAAUCAACUGAUUAUCGCACCCGGAAAUGGCUACACAGGCGGACAUUCCUGGACUCAGGAAUACACCGGAAACUCGCCCGCAUCAAGCACUGUUAUGUACAAGAUCACCGAUCCAAUCAACAACACCGCAUUCGAUAUCCACGAAUACCUCGACAGUGAUUUCUCUGGCACACAUGCCAACUGUUCUCAAGCCGCGGCCACCAAUCUUGCUCCUCUCACCAGCUGGCUUCAACAGUAUGGCUUUAAGGCCAUGAUUACCGAGUUUGGUGGUGCGAAUGGAACAGAAUGUGACUCAUACAUUACCGAUAUGGUGAACUACAUGGCUGAGAAUGACGUCUAUAUUGGGUGGACUGCCUGGGCCGCUGGUCCAUUUUGGGGUACGAAUUCAGCUUGCUGUUCGGAUUCCAUGCAAUGGGGGAGUUUGGAACCGGGAAGUACUGCCGCAGAUGGUUCUCCAGGAAUGUACACCACCGUUUGGCUUAAGGAGAUCCAGCCAUUGCUCCCUACCACAUUGGUCAAGAGUGGCAUCUCGAGCCUGAAUCCAAACGGCACAACGGGCGGUAGUUCUUCAAGUUCUUCAAAGGUAUCAGCUAGCACGAGCGUGGUCGCGAGCUCCACCAUGAGUACGAAAGUCUCGACAACAAGUACAGCGGCAGCUGGGGUACCCCUUUAUGGUCAGUGUGGUGGAACUGGUUGGGCUGGAGCCACGGUUUGCGCGGUUGGCACGUGCAAGUAUUCCAACGCAUGGUACUCGCAAUGCUUGAACUGAAGUUGAGGAAGGGGUGGUGGACCUCGCACCAGUAUGGAGAUUUUGUGAGUAUGAGAAAGUGUAUAUAGGGGUAAGAUGAGUGUAUAUAUGGAACAUUAGGACCUCUAAGCCGUGG